Messenger RNA from Closterium sp. Yama58-4, 1194 nucleotides. Lineage: Eukaryota; Viridiplantae; Streptophyta; Zygnematophyceae; Desmidiales; Closteriaceae. The record is from the annotation of a GenBank genome assembly.
AUGCCACUUGGAAACCGUAUCUUCAAGAGCAUGUUGCCAUUUCUGCUCACCUCAAUCUACGAGUUGUGGGACUCCCCCUCGCUGCAGAACAAGUACGUCAUGUCGCCGGAGAACGUCUGGAAUGCGUAUCCAGCACCUAGUGUUGUCGUCUCACUCGACGGUACCGGCAACUUCACGUCCGUGCAAGACGCAGUGGACUAUGUGUCCUCGACGAGUACAACAACGCACGCGGUUAUUGACAUACUACCAGGAACAUAUAGCAAACGACACAGGGAGAAGGUCCUGAUUCCGAAGUCCAAAGUAAGCAUAAUGCUUCGUGGGUCCAACCCGUUGAAUACGAUCAUCACCUACGAUGACUACGCUGCAAAAGAGCUGGCCAACGGAUACGUCUUGGGAACUCUGUGGUCCUGCUCUGUCUGCGUUGAAGCCAACAACUUCGUUGCUUUCAACAUCACCUUUCAGAACUCAGCGCCUCCACCGCCGCCGCUUAGUAUUGUGACAGCCAAUGGUCCAAUGGCGGUGGCCCUCCGCAUUUCCGGGACGAUGGCUGCAUUCUACAGCUGCCGUUUCAUUGGAUGGCAGGACACUCUCUAUGAUCACAAGGGCCUUCACUACUUUCGAGAUUGCUACAUUGAAGGAAAUGUAGAUUUCGUAUUCGGCGAUGCAACAUCCGUGUAUGAGGUAACUUCUCUGUUGAUUAAAUGUCCAGUGCUUCAUUCUGGAUGUCUAACGAUGCCAUCACCUGCAGGGAUGGAAUGGUCAGAAAAAGGCUGGUACGACUGGGGUGAUGCAUCCAGACACAACACCACCUUCUUUGCCAUGGCGCAGCCGUUUCUCUCGUACAGCUUCAUCGAUGCUUGUCAGUGGCUUGGUCCGCUGCCUCAAGGAGCUGGGAACCUGACCUACCAGCUGGGCUACAGGGUGUGGUUUGAUCAAGUUCCACCAGCCCCAACAUUCCCUUACACUUGCAAUUCCGAGACUCCACCAACUCCUCCAGAGCCUGUGGUUCAGCCUCCCUCGACAGCACCAAAUGGUUCACCUGUUCCACCAUCACCACCUCCACCUGUAACUGUCUCUGGAAGUGUUCUUUUGCCUCCAUCUCUCGCGACCCUGCUUCGUGGUUAUCCCCCGCCACCUCUGCAGCCACAGCAACGAGCUUCUUCAAGUUUGGCUUCUCCAGCUCCUGCUGGAUGA